This is a messenger RNA of Enterobius vermicularis (human pinworm), 1122 nucleotides long. NCBI's taxonomy places the organism in Eukaryota, Metazoa, Nematoda, Chromadorea, Rhabditida, Oxyuridae. The record is from the annotation of a GenBank genome assembly.
AUGGAAGUUAACGAGGAACUACGGUUUGAGGGGUGCAAUUUUAUGAGACAACGUCUUAUCUUCUCAAUUUUGAGUGGCCGUCCUGUUACAAUUACAAAAAUACGUUCAUCGAAUUUUGAGAACAAACUGCUGUCGCUUUUAGAAAAAGUUACAAAUGGAACGAGGAUUGAAAUUGGUCAAACAGGUACUGAGAUACGCUUCACACCAGGAGUGCUUCAUGGUGGUUCUGUAACACUUGAUUGCGGAGUUGGUAGAUGUUUAAGUUUCUUUUUGGAACCACUGAUCGUGUUGGCACCAUUUUGUAAGUAUCCUCUUGACGUAAGACUGAAGGGAGUUACUAAUGCACCAAAUGAACUGAGCGUUGAUGCGAUUUAUGCAACGUGGAGGCCUGUAUUCAAUAGGUUUAUUAUUGCAGAUGACCCUCUUUCGAUUAAAAUAAUAUCUCGCGGUUUGAAGCCCGAUGGGGGAGGGGACGUGUCAUUUAAAGCUCCUAUAAUAAAUUCCCUUAAACCAGUGCAGUUUGAGAGGCCAGGUAAGAUUGCUAAAAUACGGGGUACUGCGUAUGUAACAAAAGUUUCUCCUUCAAUAGCUCAUCGGAUGAUUGAAGGAGCUAAGAAUGGUUUACGUAAUUUUAUUGCCGACGUUUAUAUUACUAUUGAUCAACGGAAGGGUGCAAGUGGUGGAAAUUCUCCGGGCUAUGGUAUAUUUCUGACUGCAGAAACUACGGAAGGAGUUACGUAUCACGGGGAAGCUAUAUCAAGACCUAAGGGUGAAGAAGGAAACCCACUGAUCCCAGAAGAAGUCGGAUAUUCUGCAGCAGAAGCGUUGUUGGAUGAAGUUUAUAAGGGUGGCUGCGUAGAUUCUUCCGCUCAGGCUUUUACUGCCACAUUUAUGACUUUGGGAAGUAAAGACAUUUCAAAGUAUUUGUUUGGACCUCUAACUAGUUAUUGCGUUAACGCCUUACGGAAUUUGCAUGCAUACUUCGGAAUUUGUUUCAAAAUAGACGAUUGGUGGAGAAUAAGAGAUGAGAAGGAGAAGACUCUCAAGAUGGGUUCUGAAGAUAAGGCGCUUAUGACAUGUGUGGGGAUUGGUUAUCGCAACCUCAAUAAAACCGUACUUUAG